This is a messenger RNA of Entelurus aequoreus (snake pipefish), 2562 nucleotides long. RefSeq names its product gastrula zinc finger protein XlCGF57.1-like. NCBI's taxonomy places the organism in Eukaryota, Metazoa, Chordata, Actinopteri, Syngnathiformes, Syngnathidae. The transcript is spliced from 2 exons. Bases 183 to 1874 code for a protein of 563 amino acids. Gene Ontology annotation, molecular function: DNA-binding transcription factor activity; RNA polymerase II cis-regulatory region sequence-specific DNA binding. The record is from RefSeq and is a predicted model, not a curated record. Gene Ontology annotation, biological process: regulation of transcription by RNA polymerase II.
UUUGAAUGCGUCCAAGAUGGCGGACUGAACGGCUGUGGCUUCCCGACGAAGUUUCUCAUUUACGAUCUAAUGUUGUUAUAGACUAACAAAGACUCGUCGUAUCUAAAUCCCAUGAAACAAAAGUUGUAUUUGGAGCGAUGGCGUUUAAGCUGAAGUGAAGAUUGAAGGCUUUUUGAGAGCACAUGGACGACUACUGCUAUGCUAAAAUGGCGACGUCGUGUGAAAGAGAAAGUGAUGCCAGCAAAUCACCAACGGAGAUCAAGAUAAAAACCGAAGAUGAGCGAGUUGACGUUUCCAACAACGUGUUUAUGGAGACUGAAAAAAGCGUCGACGAGAAAUUAGCCGACUAUGUUGAAGAAUGUAAACAAAGGACCGCCAUGAUUGUUAGCUUGAAGAAGGCAGUGGAGUUCACAUCAGAGGAGAUGAAAGAAUGCGAAAGUCAAAUGAAGAAAGUGGAAGAGCAAAACAAGCGCUUGUGUAAAGAAAAUAAUGAUGUGAAAGAAGAGAUGUUGGGGAAGAGUAAGAGAUGUGAAGAGAAGACUGGACCACAUGUCUACAUCAACGUGCAGAGGAUUGGAGACAUCCAGCAGAUGAUUGGUCAUCCAGAAGAAGUUCCACCUCAGCUGCUGGGUGAUGGCUCCACUUUGAGGCCCCUUCACAUUAAAGAGGAAGAAAAGGAACUCUCAAUAACGCAAGAGACUAACCUCAACCAGCUGCCACUGACUGUUGUCUCUGUGAAGACUGAAGGUGAUGAAGAGAAACCACAACAAGACCACCUCUUAGCUCCAUUGUCAGAUAGUGAGGUUGAAGACGACGUUGAAGAACCUUUGAGCAGCGAUACAGACUGUGAAGGUGAUAUGAGGACUCACACUGACAACAAACACUCUGGAUGCUCAAAAAAGAAAAAGGGGGAUAUAACAUGUUUGAUUUUCUCACCUUGUGGCUCCACUCAUGAGAGCAAUUUGACUGGACAAAUGAGAACACACACAGAGGAGAAAUCAUCUAAUUGUUCAGUUUGCGGUAAAAUAUUGUCAUGUAAGACUAGUUUGACAAGACACAUGAGAACACACACAGAGAAACCUUUUAAUUGCUCAGUUUGCAGUAAGAGAUUUUAUUUGAAGGCCAAAUUGACCGUACACAUGAGAACACACACAGGAGAGAAACCAUUUAGUUGUUCGGUUUGUGACAGAAAAUUUACGUGUAAGAUCUAUUUGAAAGGACACAUGAGAACACACACUGAGGAGAACCCAGUUAUUUGUCCAGUGUGUGGUAAAAGAUUGUCUUUGAACACCAAUAUAUCAGAACACAUGAGAACGCACGCCGAAGAAAAAACAUUUAGUUGCUCAUUUUGUGGUAAAAAAUUUCGCCAGCAGACAAAUUUGCAAAAACACAUGAGAACGCACACCGGAGAGAAACCAUUUAGUUGUUCGGUGUGUGGCAAAAGAUUUUCCUGUCAGGGAAAUUUGUCAAGACAUGCAAGGACACACACAGGAGAAAAACCUUUUAAAUGUUCAGUUUGUAGUAAGAGAUUUGCUGAUAAUGUCAACCUGAAAGAACACAUGCGAUCACACACUGGUGAGAAACCACUUAGUUGUUCAGUUUGCGGCGAAACAUUUUCCCGUAGGUUAGCGCUGACUGGGCAUAUGAUAACACACACUGGAGAGAAACCAUUUCAUUGUUCAGUUUGCGGCAAAACAUACACCAGUAAGUUCAAUUUGGUAAAACACACGAGAGUACACACGGGAGAGAAACCAUUCAGUUGUUCAGUUUGCGGCUUAAGCUUUUCUGACAGGACACUUUUAAAACGACACAUAAUAAAACAUUCAGUUGAUCAAAAUGUGGUCCAAGAUGCUGGAGAAUUACACUUACAUUAAGACCCAAGACCCCGCACAGGAGAACAAACAUUCAGCUGUUCAGUGUCGAGGGGUUUGGAUUUUUCAACAUUUCCCACAAUGCAUUGCCGUUGGCCAUAUUAGAAAAAUUAGUUUGUAUCACGCCCAUUGUUGCUGGUCACUCCAGCUUUGAUAAUAAUACGCAUCUGCCAUAAUCGAGGUGGGAGAGAUAUUACCAGCAUGGUGUUUUCCUCACCUUCCUUUGGAUUACUGAAGUGUACAUCAAUGAUCUUGAAAUUGUGUUUGUUGUGACGAUGUUGUAUAGUAGUGUUGCACACAGACACACAAAACUAUGUAUUAUUAUUUGUAAAUAUGUGUGCUACAAUACAAUUCUUACUGUAACCUUUUUAUAAAAUAUACUUCGAGAAUUGUGACUCCAGCCGAUUAAACAAUCGGAUAACAAUCUUCUGCUUUGAGGAGCUGAUUUAAUGAUAUAUUUUUUAAGGCACCAACCAUAUAAUAUGUUUGAUAUAAUAAUGACUCAGUCAGUACUAGUGUUAGUGCAACAGAGGGCGCCAUUUCGUAACAGAUUUGUAACAAUGUGACACCAGUGUAAUUAGUUUAAUCACAAUAAGUAAAAUAGGAAGGUCACACCUUAGUGUGGGUGGCUAAUUGUCCACUUUGAAUGGUAUGAAAAUGUUCAACCUGAGAAAAUCGGUUCUUGUGUGGA